AUGGCCACUAGCAGCCACCACCGCCAACGCCCCAGUCUCACUAUGUCGUACUCGCAAAAUGACAUACAGGCCCAUGGAUUGCCGUUGUCUUCGCAGAUGAGCUCAUUCAAUGCCUCCCAAUCGCCAGCCCCCACGCCCUCCGGCCGCGGCUCGCAGCAAUCUGCCAUGUCGUAUAGUUUCACGAAUGGCGGGACGCAGCCGUCAAUGCAAUCCAGCUUUAAUGGCUACGACAAUUCUAACGGCUAUGGAUCGGUCAUGUCGUUUCAGGAAGAGUACAAGCCUCAGAUUUACAGGGCUGUUUAUUCGAAUGUGUCCGUCUAUGAAAUGGAAGUCAACGGCGUUGCUGUUAUGAAACGCCGAUCGGACUCGUGGCUCAAUGCUACGCAAAUUCUAAAAGUUGCUGGUGUGGUCAAGGCCAAGCGAACAAAAACCCUAGAGAAGGAGAUUGCUGCCGGUGAGCACGAAAAAGUCCAGGGAGGCUAUGGAAAAUACCAGGGUACUUGGGUUAGCUAUCAACGUGGAGUAGACUUGUGUCGUGAAUAUCAGGUGGAGGAAUUACUGCGGCCGCUUCUCGAGUAUGACAUGGCUGAUGGAAACACACGACGAGCAUCUCUUGAAACACCGACCAAAGAGCAGGCGAUGGCCGCUCAGCGAAAGCGCCUUUAUAAUGCGGAGAGCCGUGGAAUGAGCCAAUCUGCCCAAGUGACAUACUUUCAGAACAUGUCUCGUACUGCUGCAAAUGCUGUCAACGCUAUUAGCAAGGCUCGUUUUGAGUCACCGAACAAAAGGCGACCAAGCCUGAUGCGGAACUCAUCACAACAAUAUAGUAGUCAAGAAAGCCGCGGUAUUCCCAUGGUUUCACAUGCCAGUACCUACAUCGACAGCGGUUUUGGAAGUCAACACCCAAAUGGCGGACAGAACGACCUAGCCUUUGACCAUGAUGAUGCGCUCGAGCCGCCACGGAAACGCGUCAGAAGUGCGUCUAAUCAGGCACGCUCAUUCGGAGCAAACAGUACGUUGUCUGCUUAUGAACCUACACCCACAGAGCCGAAUGAGUCCUUUUACCAGCAAAUGGAUGGAUCAUUGGCACUGGACGAUGUUCAUGGUCGGAAGGAAACGCUACCUCCAAUCCAUCCAGACCGUUUCCAGAAGGUAAAAUUGAUCAUGACAUUAUUUUUGGACAAACGUUUGAAGGAUUUUACAAACCACCCUGCUAUUGCGCAGCUUUCUGGCGACGAUCUUGAAAUCCCUUUGGAUGAAUACCAGAAUAACGCUUUACACUGGGCUGCAAUGCUCGCUCGACUUCCUUUGCUACACGCCCUCAUACAAAAGGGCGUCAGCAUCUUUCGACAAAAUUCUGCUGGCGAGACUGCCUUGCAAAAAGCAGUUGGGACGAGAAAUAAUCUUGACUACCGAACAUUUCCUCGGCUACUCGAAGCUCUCGGGCCUACAAUUGACAUUGUUGACCAUAGUGGACGGUCAAUUCUUCAUCAUAUUGCGGUUAUGGCCGCAACUGGUGGAGGGGGCCAUGUGUCGGCGAAGCACUACCUAGAGGCACUGCUUGGAUUUGUUGUCCGCCAUGGAGCUGCGAGCCAUGAGAAUACGGACAAACCAAUGGCAAAUGGCGAAAACGGGAUCACGGGGAAUGGCCGCACACAGGGUGAAAUUAUCAGCCUGGGCAAGUUUGUGUCUGAGCUAGUUAACCUACGUGAUGAUCAAGGAGACACCGCUUUGAAUAUCGCUGGUCGCGCAAGAUCUGUAUUGGUGCCACAGUUGUUGGAAGUUGGAGCUGAUCCUUACGUUGCUAAUCACACGGGUCUCCGUCCUGCCGACUAUGGCGUUGGUGUUGACAUGAUAAGCGAAUCUUCUCAGUCACAACAAAGUGGAGAGAAGAAGGAUUCUUUUAUUGACCAGCUGACUAAAACUAAGAAAGAGAUUUUAGAUGCUACAUUGGCUCAAAUUGGAACUCUCGUCGAGGAAACGUUGGGCGGAAUUGAUCGAAACCUGACUUCUGACCUGAGCAAGAAGCAGGCGGAAUUCGAUCACUGGCAUGCAAAGAUCCGCGAAAGUGCACGCGCAAGACAGAUCGACCAAAAUGAACUUGAUGAUUUAAAGCGAAAAGCAACUAACCGGACUGAAGUCGGGCGACGGAUAAAGAACCUUGAACGAGACUCGGAGGACUUGGUUAUCAUUUUGAAAAAGACCCAUGGCGAUGACUACGAAAUACCAGAGUCCGCUCCAUUUGGGCAUGCUGAUAAAGUUGCUGGUGUUGAUGUUUCCGAAUUCGAGACUCUAUUUUCGGGAUUCAACACUGGUAGUGAUUUCUCUGAAGAUCAAAUGAAGCUUCUUGUAGGACUACCGUCUGCUAGUGUGUUGGAAGCUCGCCUAAAGGUAUAUCAGGACCUCAACAGUGAAAUCUUAGCAGAAGUGGAACGAUUGAAAACCAGGAAUGUUGUCCUGGGCGAGAAUUACCGCCGUGUUGUCAUGGCCUGUACCGGGUGGUCUGCCGAACAGGUUGAUGAAGCUGCCGAGGGAUUGACCCAGUGCGUCAGAGAGUUGAAUGACAAUCCCAUGCCGGAAGACGAGGUCAUUGAGAUCUUGAUGAAAGAUCGUGGCCAAGACUGGUAG
Molecule: messenger RNA, 2628 nt
Organism: Talaromyces proteolyticus
Lineage: Eukaryota; Fungi; Ascomycota; Eurotiomycetes; Eurotiales; Trichocomaceae
Product: putative apses transcription factor
Exons: 3
Coding region: 1-2628 (875 amino acids)
Cellular component (GO): MBF transcription complex; SBF transcription complex
Molecular function (GO): protein binding; transcription coactivator activity; DNA binding
Source: RefSeq, a predicted model, not a curated record